AUGCCGCCUAGUUCUGAACACAACCCGCAACAGCGAGGCCGACUCGCCCUUGCCGUCAUCACCGGCGUACUUACCACCAUCACUCGUGUGUUUGCUACCAUCACUGGCGCGCUUGGCGCUACUCGCCAGCAAACUACCCGGAAUCCGCCACCCGAACAACCCGCCAUGGAGUCCAGGAACUCCCGCGACCGCGACGGCAGCCUCCAGAGGCUAUUCUGCCACGAAUGUCGAAACGAAUGGCGUGGCUCCGAGGACUCUUUGGAGUGUCCCCGAUGCCAGAGCUCAUUCACCGAGAUUAUUGAAAACCACAACAGUACGCAGGAUAGUGUACAUGAGACAGGGUUACCCUAUUCUGGAGGGUUUACCGCUGCCUCCAUUCCCGAGACCAACGGGAAUAUGGAGCAACAAGUGAACGAACGGCAAUCUCCCUUUGGGCAAUUUCCCUUUGGAGUUCGCCCCGCGCCGCGUUUCGGCGCCCAAAACGACGGUGGCCACGUCAACGACGGCGACGCCGUCUUUAGGCGUUUCGCUGACAUGCUAAUGAACGACUUGGGGGCCGGGAGAGUGGUGCACGGGGGUCCCGGAUCCGGCGACCUGUUCCCGGGAGAUGGGAGUGCGUCCCAGCCAGCUACCAGGGUGCGGCCCGGGCAUACUACUGUACGGGCGGGCCGGGUGUCCUUCCGCGCGAGUGUUAGCACCAUCCCAAGUAGAGCCACAGGCGGAGGCGGCUCUGUCACAAACGAUCCCGAUCGGCCGCCGGUCACCGUGAGCACGUAUGUCAUCCCUACGAGAGGCCACCUUCAUCCCGGCGGGCGAGCGAUACGCGCGGUCACCAUCAUCGACAAUCGUGUUACUGACGCUAAUGAACCGCUUAGAUUAUUCGACCAGGUCUUUGGCAACCCUUGGGGAGCACCAGCUCCGGACGAUGCGGCAGACCCGGCCUUCAACUUGUUGCACGGACUCCACCAGCUCCUGAGCACGUUGCACAACCCCGCCUCGGCGGUACAUGGCGACGCAGUAUUUACGCAGGAGGCGCUGGACCGCAUCGUCACCCAGCUCAUGGAGGCUUCACCCCAGACCAAUGCCGCCCCUCCCGCAACACAGGCCGCCAUCGCAAAACUCGAAAAGAAACGGGUGGAUGAGGCGAUGCUCGGCAGAGAGGGAAAGGCCGAGUGCACCAUUUGCAUCGAUGAUAUCAAGAAGGGCGAUGAAGUGUUGGUGCUCCCGUGUAGCCACUGGUAUCACGGCGAGUGCGUUGUUCUCUGGCUCAAGGAACACAACACGUGCCCGAUAUGUCGGAUGCCCAUCGAGGACCCCAAGACCGAUGGGCAUAACAGCAACGUCAGGCCUGCCGCUAUGACAUCCGACCAGUGGGACUCCGCCUUCCCACCACUGUCGUAG
Molecule: messenger RNA, 1401 nt
Organism: Chaetomium fimeti
Lineage: Eukaryota; Fungi; Ascomycota; Sordariomycetes; Sordariales; Chaetomiaceae
Exons: 3
Coding region: 1-1401 (466 amino acids)
Biological process (GO): protein ubiquitination
Cellular component (GO): cytoplasm
Molecular function (GO): ubiquitin protein ligase activity
Source: RefSeq, a predicted model, not a curated record